UUAGCUCCUCUCCACCACUAAGACCAGAUGCUACUUUUUGUUCCAUUAAAUCCCCCUCCCUCACAUACAGAACCCCUACCUAAACCCCAUCUAACCUUUCUGCAACUGCAUCAGUAUUACUCUUCCCAAUUGUUCCUAUUUCCUUUUCACCCAUUUUUCCAGGAAAAAUGCCCAAAAAGAGGUCGCCUAUUUUCCAGAAAGUUUCAAAUCUGCUGAGAAUCUCCAUUUUCGUUGCCAAAAUGGGAAAGCCCACAAGUUCAAAUCUGAUCGUCUUUCUCAGGAAAUCAAGAAAGCCCAAGAAUUUCAAGCUUCUCAAGCAUUACAACUAUGGCUACACCGAAGAAUACCAGUUCUCUCCUUCCAGCACUCCUCUCUUUCAGUACCGCGGGAAGACACUCAAGAAUGGCGGUGCUCGAGACAUGUGUUCCAUGUUCUUUCUGUGUAGAUGUUUGGGUAGCUUCAGAGCUGACCCAGGAGAUGGAGACUAUGCAUUGGAGGCUCUCCCAGCUGUGGAAGAUGCAAAUGCAGGAGAAUCGUGGGGACCGUUGGAUUGGGGUGAUGAAGAAGACUCGGUUGAUCAGAGGGCUGAGAGAUUCAUCGAAAGGUUCUACGAAGAAAUGAGAAUGCAGAGACAGGAUUCAGCUUUGCAAAUCACAGCCCAAUAAAAUGCUUGACAUGGGAUUCUACUUCAUUUUUCCGCUACUAGUUGUCUUUUUAAAUUGAAAUUUUAUUUUAUUUAUUGUUCUCCUUCCACAACCGUUUUUAAAGACCGUGGAGAUAGGCUUAAUAAUAUUUUAAUUGAUUUGUUGUACUUUACUUGAUGCUCUUGUAUUAGUCUAAUCCAAAGUUUAUAUUCUAAUAUAUGUUCAACGUAUUGAAGUCUA
This is a messenger RNA of Vitis riparia (riverbank grape), 884 nucleotides long. RefSeq lists its product as uncharacterized. Bases 168 to 665 code for a protein of 165 amino acids. The transcript has a single exon. The record is from RefSeq and is a predicted model, not a curated record. Lineage: Eukaryota; Viridiplantae; Streptophyta; Magnoliopsida; Vitales; Vitaceae.